AUGUGUCAAAACUCGGUGUCUCACUUAGGAAACCGUUUGUUAAGCGAUGAAGGUUUGGUUUUCACUUUUAAUGCUUGGGAUUAUGUAAAGUUUUCUGAAGAAGACGUUAAAUUUGCCCUUCUUUUGGUAGAAAACCAGAAGGAAACUUGCGUUAAUGAUGAAGAUAGAACUACUUAUGAAAAUCAGUCUUCACAAUUUUGGGACUUCUUUUAUUCCGUGCAUCAAAACAAAUUUUUUAAGAAUAGAAACUGGAUAUCUAUAGAAUUUCCUGAAUUACUUAUAACAAAUCAACCUUUGAAAAUACUUGAAGUUGGCUGCGGUGUCGGAAAUACUAUAAUUCCUUUACUUAAUAAUAAUUUAAAUCCGGACUUAUUCGUAUACGGCGUUGAUCAUUCCUCUACCGCCAUCGAGCUUCUUAAUUCUUCUACUGAUCUUGAUAAAAAAAGAUCCCGCGUGCUUAUUUAUGAUAUUACUGACUCUGCUGAACAGUAUCCUGUCGAUUUUAAUUCUUUGGACUUUUGUACGUGCAUCUUUACUCUUUCAGCAAUCCCACCGCAAAAGUUUCGCUUAGUGCUCUCCAAAAUUUAUAAAUUAUUGAAGCCAGGAGGAAAAUUACUUUUUCGCGACUACGGCAGAUUUGAUCUUUCUCAACUUCGAUUUAAGAGAAAUCGUUAUAUUUCUGAGAACUAUUACGUAAGAGGGGACGGCACGACCACUUAUUUUUUUGAAAAAGAGCUUUUAAGAGCAAUGAUGAUUGAAUUAUCUUUUAUUGAAGAGCAACUCGAACUUGAUGAAAAGUUAAUCGUUAAUCGGAAAACACAACAAAAAAUGCAUCGGGUUUGGAUUCAAGGGAAGUUUGUAAAACCUCACUCGUGAUUAUUUUUUUGAUUACUUUGCAAGGCGUUACGGCAUUAGAAAAAAAAAUUGCGCGAUUUUAAGCAUUUAUUGUAGCAAAUGC
Molecule: messenger RNA, 958 nt
Organism: Zophobas morio
Lineage: Eukaryota; Metazoa; Arthropoda; Insecta; Coleoptera; Tenebrionidae
Product: tRNA N(3)-methylcytidine methyltransferase Mettl2-like
Exons: 9
Coding region: 1-876 (291 amino acids)
Molecular function (GO): tRNA (cytidine-N3)-methyltransferase activity
Source: RefSeq, a predicted model, not a curated record